Molecule: messenger RNA, 1002 nt
Organism: Phacochoerus africanus (Common warthog)
Lineage: Eukaryota; Metazoa; Chordata; Mammalia; Artiodactyla; Suidae
Gene: AWAT2
Product: acyl-CoA wax alcohol acyltransferase 2
Exons: 7
Biological process (GO): lipid metabolic process
Cellular component (GO): endoplasmic reticulum membrane
Molecular function (GO): retinol O-fatty-acyltransferase activity
Source: RefSeq, a predicted model, not a curated record
AUGCUCUUGCCCUCCAAGAAGGACCUCAAGAGCACGCUGGAGGUCUUUGCUGUUUUCCAGUGGGCCCUCUCUGCCUUUCUUAUUGGAAGCACCGUGCUCUUUGUCAACCUCUACCUGGUGGUGUUCACAUCAUACUGGCCUGUCACUGUGGUCAUUCUCACCUGGCUGGCUUUAGACUGGAAGACCCCAGAGUGAGGUGGCCACCGGUGGGCCUACGUGAGGCGUUGGUGCCUAUGGAAACAGUACUGUGAUUACUUCCCACUCAAGCUUUUGAAGACUCAUGAUCUCUCCCCCAAUCACAACUACAUCCUCGCCUGCCACCCUCAUGGACUCAUGUCCCAAGCAUACUUUGGCCACUUUGGCACAGAGAUCUCGGGCUUCUCCAAGAUCUUUCCUGGCAUCACUCCUUAUGGCCUCACCCUGAGUGCCUUUUUCUGGCUGCCUUUCCUCCGAGAUUAUAUCAUGGCUGCAGGGGCCUGCUCUGUGAGCCGAUCCUUCAUAGACUUCCUACUCACCAAGAGAGGAGCAGGCAACAUGCUGAUUGUGGUGGUCGGUGGCCUGGCUGAGUGCAGAUACAGCCUGCCAGGAUCUACCACCCUGGUCUUGAAGAACCGCACUGGCUUUGUACGCAUGGCCCUUCGGCAUGGCGUCUGUCUAAUCCCUGCCUAUACCUUUGGGGAGACAGAACUCUACAAUCAGCACAUUUUCACUCCUGGAGGCUUCAUCAAUAGCUUCCAGAACUGGUCCCAGCAUCUGGUACACAUCUACCCUUGUGCUUUCUAUGGGCGUUGCUUCACUGAGAACUCCUGGGGCCUUCUGCCCUACGCUCGGCCUGUAACCACCAUUGUGGGGAAGCCUCUACCCCUGCCCCAGAUUGAGAACCCGAGCCAGGAGACAGUGGCUAAAUACCACGCGCUCUAUAUCAAUGCUCUGCACAAACUGUUUGAUCAGCACAAAACCAAGUAUGGCUUCUCAGAGACCCAGAAGCUGGUGAUAAUUUGA